ACGCGCGCCGCUCGAAGUCGCCUCCCAUUUCGCGGGUCGCCGGCGCGACGCACGGGCGAGCCCCGCCCCGCUUCCCCUCCAGAUCUCGGGGCCUUCCAGAAUCUCCGCCCCGGCCACCCCGCAGCCUCCGCCGGAUCCAGAACCUUCCAGAACCCUGCGCGCCGUCCUCCUCCCCUCCGCCCGGAUCUCGACAGCCCUUGGCGGGCGCGGCGCCGGCGGCACGAUGGCGGCUGUACAAGGACCAGUGCCCCUUGGAACUGCUAGCCGCAACGGCAUCGCUUCUGAGGAGCCUAAAGUUGUCGUGGCGGAGAAUGGGAAGACGGUUGAUGAUGUUCAGGACAAGGAAGUCAGCACGGAAGGCCUCUGCUCCAUAAGCGCUUAUGAUCGGUGGACGCCGCUCUCUGUCUCGGGACAGCUUCCGAGACCCCGCUACAAGCAUGGAGCUGUUGUGGUUCAGGGGAAGAUGUAUGUCUUUGGUGGCAAUCACAAUGGCCGUUACCUUGGUGACAUUCAGGUUCUGGAUUUCGAAAGUCUUUCAUGGUCAAAGCUGGAAGCUAAAUCACAAUCAGGACCUUCAGAAUCAGCUGAAGCAGUUCCAUUUGCUGCAUGUGCUGGUCAUUCACUGUGUAUUUGCAUCUGGCUUUAAUAUCUUCCAGAUUCCAUGGGGAAAUAAGAUCCUAUGUCUUGCAGGACAUACCAGGGAACCUACAGAAAGUCUCAGUGUUAAAGAGUUUGAUCCACAAACAUGCACUUGGUCAACCUUGCGUACUUAUGGAAGCUCACCAAGCUCACGUGGUGGUCAAUCAGUGACUCUUGUUGGCGAUACAUUGGUUGUGUUUGGCGGUGAAGGUCACGGGAGAUCUCUUUUGAAUGAUCUUCACAUUCUUGAUCUGGAGACCAUGACUUGGGAUGAAUUUGCGACCACAGGGACUCCUCCUCCUCCACGGUCAGAGCAUGCUGCUGCUUGCUUUGCAGACCGGUAUCUUCUGAUAUUUGGUGGGGGAUCUCAUUCUACAUGUUUCAGUGACCUACAUGUCCUCGACACCCAGACAAUGGAAUGGUCAAGACCAGAGCAACAAGGUGUUACUCCAGAAACAAGAGCAGGGCAUUCAGGUGUAACUAUUGGAGAAUAUUGGUUUAUUAGUGGCGGGGGAAAUAGUAGGAAAGGUGUUUCGGAUACUCUUGUACUUAACAUGUCUACUUAUGAAUGGUCAGUUGUCACUGGUCUUGAGGCCCGUGCACCCCCUACAAGUGAGGGCUCGAGUUUAGUAAUGCACACGAUUAAUGGAGAAAAAUUUCUGGUGUCAUUUGGAGGAUACAGUGGACGUUAUAGUAAUCAGGUUUAUGCCCUCAAGGCAAGUCUAAAAUCAAGUGUCCCGUUUCAACAAAUAAAUGAAGCUGGGACAAAUGGCAUUGCCCCCAUAUCUGAAGCAGCAAACUCUAGCAGGAAAGUCAUAUUUGAAAUUGAGGAACUUCAAGAUAAGCCUGGCAAUAAGGCAGAUACCAGCAAAACCGCAGCGCAAGUAGUUAAGGGUGAAAGAAACCAAAUAGAGGACAAACUUAACCAAGAGCAGUUGCAGAGUCUUCGCCUGAGGCAGGAACUAGCUAAUGUGGAGAGAAGAAAUACAGAACUUACUGAGGAACUCCACUUAGUUAGAGAUCAACUUUCUGCCGAACAAGAGAGGGCUUCCAAACUUGAGGAUGAGGUUUCGGAGAUUCAAGAACGGCUACAGAAGAUGGAUGCCCUAGAAUUGGAGUUUAAAUUGCUUCGUGGUGAAAUAGACUCUGGGUCUAACACAGCAGCAGCAAGUACCAAUCAACCGCCCCGUGGGGGAUUCUGGAGGUGGAAUGGAUGACCGUGAGCUAGAGUGUUGGAGAGAAGAUACUUCUGGAGUUGCAUUCAUUUGAUUUUGUCAUUUCUCAAAAUUUUGAUGGAUAAUACAAUAUGAAUCCUUGGACGAUAGAUCGGAAGCAUAUAUAUGGUUUUACAGGCAAAGAACAGACUAUAAGCAAAUCGCAGUCCCAUCAGCUGUGCAAAGAAGCGUUGAAUGUCAAUUUCAUGUGUCGCCAGUAUUUCUGGGUACUGCUUGUCAA
Messenger RNA from Panicum virgatum (switchgrass), 2094 nucleotides. Its product is annotated as acyl-CoA-binding domain-containing protein 6-like. Gene Ontology annotation, biological process: lipid transport. The record is from RefSeq and is a predicted model, not a curated record. The transcript is spliced from 15 exons. Gene Ontology annotation, cellular component: cytosol. Gene Ontology annotation, molecular function: protein binding; fatty-acyl-CoA binding. The coding region runs from base 381 to 1856 and encodes 491 amino acids. NCBI's taxonomy places the organism in Eukaryota, Viridiplantae, Streptophyta, Magnoliopsida, Poales, Poaceae.